AUGGUUAGCUUAAGUGAAAAACGUGAAACCAAUUGUACCGAUGCUGAAUGGGAUGAAUAUGUAGAGAUGCCUCAAGUUCAUACUAAUGAAAUUCCUAGCGAGUGGAUGGAUCGAAUUUGGUCUUGUUUACAAUAUUUCAGGAAGAAUGAUCUAUUACCCACUGAAAGUAAAAAAUAUCUUGAAGCUAGAAAAGAAAUAAAAUAUUGGAGUGAAGUUAAUGAAUUUUGGAUAAGUUAUUCACCUGAAAUUGGAAUUGCUAUCUGCUUCUCAUGUAAUCAAUUGGUAUAUACCGGAAAACGAAUCAAAAAUAUUGAAAAUUAUAAUCACAUAGGAAUGAAAAGACAUUGGGCUUCUCAUUGUACAGGAAAUGCAUAUUGUAAAGUAAAUUAUGAUGAGUACUUACUGAAAAUCGAACAAAAAUCUAUUUCAGGAUAUAUUUAUGAUAAUGA
Molecule: messenger RNA, 449 nt
Organism: Ambispora gerdemannii
Lineage: Eukaryota; Fungi; Glomeromycota; Glomeromycetes; Archaeosporales; Ambisporaceae
Source: the annotation of a GenBank genome assembly